CAUACAAUUAAAAUUUUGCCUAAACUGCAGAUUUUCAGCAAAUUAAAAGUUGUGGCUAGUUGCGAUUAUGGGGUUGUAUGCUGUGGCGAGAUUGGGGGUGAGUAUAUUGUCGAAUGAUGAUCAGGUUUCUGUGGAUUCCAUAACUCUGUUUGUGGCUCUUCUUUGUGGAUGCAUUGUGAUUGGUCAUCUUCUUGAAGAGAGUCGUUGGAUUAAUGAUUCCAUCACCGCUCUGGUUAUUGGUUUAUGUACAGGAGGCAUCAUUUUGUUAACUACUAAAGGAAAGAGCUCUCAUCUCUUAGAAUUUGACGAACAACUCUUCUUCAUUUAUGUUCUGCCACCCAUCAUAUUUAAUGCUGGUUUUCAGGUGAAAAAGAAGCAGUUUUUUAGGAAUUUUAUGACCAUUAUGUUGUUUGGUGCCGUCGGAACAUUGAUAUCUUUCAGCAUCAUAUCACUUGGCGCAAAGGAGUUAUUGGGAAAGCUUGAUAUUGGCUUUCUGGAGCUACGAGAUUAUCUCGCGAUUGGAGCAAUUUUUUCAGCAACAGACUCUGUUUGCACCUUGCAGGUGCUUAAUCAGGACGAGACGCCUCGACUCUAUAGUCUAGUCUUUGGGGAAGGGGUGGUAAAUGAUGCAACAUCUGUGGUGCUCUUUAAUGCGAUCCAGAAGUUGGACCUCUCCCACAUCAACUCAAGGGCUGCUUUAGUGUUCGCUGGAAAUUUUCUCUACCUGUUUCUUGCAAGCACUUUCCUUGGAGUUUUGAUUGGAUUGCUAAGUGCGUACCUAAUAAAAAAGAUAUAUCUUGGCAGGCACUCAACUGAUCGUGAAGUUGCUCUCAUGAUUCUCAUGGCUUACCUUUCAUACGUGAUGGCAGAACUGUUUGACUUAAGUGGAAUUCUUACAGUAUUUAUCUGUGGUAUUGUCAUGUCACACUAUACCUGGCAUAAUGUGACUGUUAAUUCUAAAGUGACAACAAGACAUGCUUUUGCAACACUGUCAUUUAUUGCGGAGAUUUUCAUUUUCCUUUAUGUUGGUAUGGAUGCCUUAGAUAUUGAGAAAUGGAGAUUCGUUAAAGACAGUCCUGGAAAAUCUGUUGGGAUAAGCGCUGCUUUGCUUGGCCUGGUUCUGGUUGGAAGGGCAUGUUUCGUGUUCCCGUUGUCUCUGUUAUCCAAUUGCUUGAAGCGAUCUGAGCAUGACAAGUUUGGUCUCAAACAACAGGUUACAAUAUGGUGGGCUGGUUUAAUGCGAGGAUCUGUUUCCAUGGCAUUGGCUUAUAACCAGUUUACAAGGUUUGGCCACACCCAACAGCCAGGAAAUGCAGUUAUGAUCACCAGCACAAUUACAAUAGUCCUCUUCAGUACAGUGGUGUUUGGGUUGAUAACCAAACCUCUUGUAAGGUUCUUGUUGCCUUCAUCACAAGGUUUCAACAACCUGAUCUCUUCUGAACAAUCGUUUGCACGCCCACUUCUCACUAACGGGCAAGAAGUCGAAGUUGAGAUGGGAAAUGUUGAUCCCUUACGACCAUCUAGUUUGAGCAUUCUACUGAAGGAACCCUCUCACACUAUUCAUAACCAUUGGAGAAGGUUCGAUGAUGCUUUUAUGCGACCCCUAUUUGGAGGCAGGGGAUUCGUGCCCGAUGCACCUGAGUUGUCAAAGGGAGGAUGUGAUCAAUAUUGACAGUGUAAAAGCAGCAGAGUUUCUUCAAUUUGCUGUUAAACUUACUGACUUCAGUGUAAAGUUCUUUAACUAUGAUCAAGGGCGGAGCUAAGGGGACGAA
Molecule: messenger RNA, 1772 nt
Organism: Solanum verrucosum
Lineage: Eukaryota; Viridiplantae; Streptophyta; Magnoliopsida; Solanales; Solanaceae
Product: sodium/hydrogen exchanger 2-like
Exons: 15
Coding region: 68-1672 (534 amino acids)
Biological process (GO): regulation of pH; sodium ion transport; proton transmembrane transport
Cellular component (GO): membrane
Molecular function (GO): sodium:proton antiporter activity
Source: RefSeq, a predicted model, not a curated record